AUUAAUAUAUCUUAUUAAAUAUUACUUAUCAAUAAAAAUAACAAUUAAUCUAUUGUUUAGUAGCCAAAGUAGCAAUUCCUUGAUAUUAAAAGGCUUUUAAAUUAUUAUUAAAUGAGCUCUUAGGAAAGAUCGUUCCAUUAAUAGCCUAAAAAAGUUAGAAGUAGAACUGCAAUAUGGCACGAUAUUUUGAAGGAUUAACAUUACUUAUUAAAGAAAGAUGAUGGCAAAAUAAAAGAAGUGUUUAAAAAUGGAAAGUAUCUACCUUCUUUUAAUCCAUAGAUAUCUGGCUUUGCAAACGCAAAACAAAGGAUGCAAUAUGCAACAAAUCACGAGGAAUUCUCAGCUGAAAGACCAAAAUCACUAUAAAUUAAUCAAAAGCAAAUGUUUUAUACUCCUUAGCAAGAUAAAUACGAUGGUUAUACUUAAUAACCAUCACCUAAAUCUCCUCCAUAUUUUAACAUUAUGAAUAACCCUAAAUUAAGAGAUCUGAAAGAGAGCAUGAUAUAAAUUAAACCUCAAGGAAUAGAAAAAUACCUUAAAUCUGACAAUAAUCAAAAUGUAUACAAUCCACCCAUAGAAAACUGCUCUUUUAUUUCAGGGACAAUAAAAAAUUAUCAAGAAAAUAUAAAUAGAAAUACUGUUACUAAAUUAGAUUAUAACCGCCAAUAAACAAUCAUUAGAAAGAGAAUAAAUUAAUCUCUUAGUGAUAGUAAAGCUAAUAAAAUAUCUUAAUCUCCUAAAAAUCCUCCUUAGUAGUUUAAGAUAAUUAACGGAAAGAUUUUAACGAUUCCAAACCAGUCAAUUCUAAUGAAGUAGAAAUAAAAGCAAUAAAAUGAAGUAUUAAAAGCGAGCUAAGUGACUCCUAUUAAAUCUGGAAAUGUAUCCUUUACAUAUAAUCCAAGAGAAAAAACAUUUACAGGAAAUAACAGCAUUUUUGAUAGGAAACAAAGCGAUUUAUCUGCUCUUUUUGGGAAUACAGCAAAUUCAAUGUUAGAAAACUCAUUUCAAAAUUCUAAGUAGUUUUCCAAAAAAAACUUAAGCAAGCAUUGGAAAGAAAGAAGUAUGGAUUCUACAUUUCAUACUAAUAUCAAUGGCCAAAGCAAUUUGCAAUUUAGUGAUUAAUUAAAUGUAAGUUAAGCAAGAUACAACUAAAAGGUUCGUAGCAAAAAUAAUAAAAGCUAGUAUUUGUAGAAUGAAAAUAGUUCAGAAAAUUUAUUAAAUAACUCUCGUUAUGAAGAAUACUAAGAAAUUAAAAGAAGCAACUCUAAUUAUAAUAUUAGCAGAAUAUUAAAUAAUUCAUCUUAAUAUCUAACUAAAACAUUUAGCAAACUAGAAAUAAUUCCAGAUGAAGAACCUUAAGUAUUAAAAACAAGCUAGUCUUUUAUUUAAAAAAUGGAGCAAAAUAAAUACAAUAAAGAAGCAACCUAAUAUAAAGUUAAAGAAUAACCUCUCAGAAUUUCAACUAAAGGCAGAUUUCCUUAAUCUAGAGCAGUUUCUCCAGGAGAAAUGUAUCUAAAAGAACGUUUAAAAUAAAAGCAAAUAGAAAUGUAGAAUAUGGAAUAAUAAUAACAAUAGAAUUAAUUUAAUAUAUAUUCAAAAAAUAAUCUAAGAAGAAAAUAAUAUUCUUUAUAAGAAUAAAAGUGA
Messenger RNA from Tetrahymena thermophila SB210, 1644 nucleotides. RefSeq lists its product as hypothetical. Lineage: Eukaryota; Ciliophora; Oligohymenophorea; Hymenostomatida; Tetrahymenidae. The transcript has 8 exons. The record is from RefSeq and is a predicted model, not a curated record.